Molecule: messenger RNA, 2303 nt
Organism: Carassius gibelio (silver crucian carp)
Lineage: Eukaryota; Metazoa; Chordata; Actinopteri; Cypriniformes; Cyprinidae
Product: BTB/POZ domain-containing protein KCTD12
Exons: 1
Coding region: 255-1079 (274 amino acids)
Biological process (GO): protein homooligomerization; regulation of G protein-coupled receptor signaling pathway
Molecular function (GO): protein binding
Source: RefSeq, a predicted model, not a curated record
AUCGGUGAGCGUUUCUGAGCCGCGUGCGCAAACACACGUGAUUUAAAACCCUUUGCUGACGGAUUAUUAUUAUGCAUAAAUUGUGUUUUGACUGUGAUGUUGAAAUGGAGACGUGUUGUGAGUUCAUUGGAAUAUAUCUGACAUUACAUUAUUGAUAUCUAAACAACACUUACAUUAGCGUACAAAGUGUGAGUUUUUUUCCUACUUUUUAAAGUUUCGGUUCUUUCAUCAAGUAUUUGUCUUGUAUCUGAAACAUGGCUUUAAAUGCCAAUGCUGUUAGCCUUCCAGUCGAAGACGUGUCCUUCCCUGAAAUCAUUGAGCUGAACGUGGGGGGUCAGGUGUACAUCACGCGCGUCUCGACUCUGACCAGCGUGCCGGACUCGCUCCUGUGGGAGAUGUUCAGUCAGAAGAGCACCAGCAGCCUGGCACGCGACACCAAAGGUCGUUUCUUCGUGGACCGAGACGGAUUCCUGUUCCGGUAUAUUCUGGACUACAUGCGAGACGGUCAGCUGGUGCUCCCGGAGCACUUCCCCGAGCGAGGCCGUCUGCAGCGAGAGGCCGAGUUCUUCCACCUCCCCGAGCUGGUGAAGCUGCUGGCCCCCAAGCUCACCAAACAGAGCUCUCUAGGGGACGAGGGCUGUCAGAGCGACCCCGAGGACCCCUCGCCCGGGGCCGACGUCGCCCGCAGCCUCGGGGCCGCUCCCUGCUCCAGCGACGGGAAGUGCUCCGGCUUCAUCACCAUCGGCUACCGGGGCUCCUACACGCUCGGCCGGGACAGCCAAACAGACGCCAAGUUCAGACGCGUGGCUCGGAUCAUGGUGUGUGGGAAGACCUCUCUCGCUAAGGAGGUUUUCGGGGAAACGCUGAACGAGAGCCGCGACCCCGAUCGCCCUCCAGAGCGCUACACGGCGCGCUAUUACCUAAAGUUUACUUUCCUGGAGCAGGCUUUCGACCGGUUGGCGGACGCCGGCUUCCACAUGGUGGCCUGUAACUCCACAGGGACCUGCGCCUUCGCUCACGAGCAGACUGACGACAAGAUCUGGGCCAACUACACCGAAUACGUAUUCUACCGUGAGUGAUCUUAACCCCUGCCUCCCGAGCCAGAGAUCAUGUAGACGCUUCUAGAUCACGUCCUUCCCUCAUCAGAGCCCUUCAUGCCUCGCUCCAGACCUUCCCUCCCUUCAGACGAGCCCUGAUCUCCCCCUUCUCUCAGCUCCUGAGUGAUUGUGGACGUGUGUUGUCCAGCUAGAAGCUGGAGACGAACUGCUAAACUAGGCUUGAGCCAUUCGAAAGGGCUUCUCUUCUGUCACUCAGAUUGGACAUAUUAGAAAGAUUGUGAGCUGGGGUGCGUGUCCCAAAACCAUAGAUGCUAACCUGUUGGCAAUGGGAAAUUGUAUUGCAACCAACAAAGUUGCUAACUUAGCUAGCUACUAUGCUUUUGGGAGAUGCACCCCUGGUCGUGUUUAUGGUGUGUAACACUUUGAGGCUUUCAAAGGUUAUAAACUAUACAGAUCACCACACAACAGUCACUGUGAGAGCAGAAGAUGAAAUAAUGCAGAAUAUUUCCACUGGAAAAGCUGUUUUACAUUGAAUCCUUAGCAUUAGACGUCUAAUGAAUAGUGUCAAGGCAGGAUUUGGAUUAAUUAGCCACAGAACGGUGUAAGACUUGAAAGUAUGCUGUUUUAUUAUUAUUAAGCGUUCAGUGUUUUUCCCACGUGUGUGUGUGAGAAUACACAAGUUUUAUUUGCACGUCCACAUGCAUCUCGUUGUUUAUUAUGAAUCCGAUAUUUCAGUUGCUUACCAUUAGUGUAGAUUGUAUUGAUGUUUUUUGAGUUGUUUAAUUUUUUCUCAUUUAAUUAUACAUUUAAAUGAUAUUUAAAGUGAUUAUUUAAAUGCAUUCAGUGAUGUUUAAGCAAGUUAUGGAACACCAUAUGUUUUUGAUUAUUAGUUAUUUUGUGAUUAAGUCGAUAUUUCCUUCUGAAUUAAAUGUAAUGCCUUUGUUUUUUCCACACCGAGUUAGUGAUUUUAGAGCAGGUGUAUCCUACAAACGCAUCUGUAUGAACUGAAACACAGGCAGAAUAGAGUAUCUCCCAAUAGAGUUUAGUUAUGAGAUGUGAUGUGGGAUAAUGCAUAUCAGCCAGUGAUUUAUUUGAUGUCAAUCAGAAAUUAACUUAAUCCCUUAAGAAAUUAAAAAUCUUAAUUUCCCGAUAGUCUUUUAAAGGUUACUUGCGGGCGUUGUUUAACGUGAAAUGCUAGCCUCAAAGUGUCUUUAUGAAAGCAUGAAUAAAAACAUAAUUAUCCAA